Molecule: messenger RNA, 2417 nt
Organism: Schistosoma mattheei
Lineage: Eukaryota; Metazoa; Platyhelminthes; Trematoda; Strigeidida; Schistosomatidae
Source: the annotation of a GenBank genome assembly
ACACGAUGUGGGAGCUUUAAAUAAUAACGUUACAUGUCCAACUGGCAAGCUGUACUAAAAUGUCAUCUCUGCCAAAGGAUUGCCUAGAAAACGUGGCAAUUAAGGAGUUUCAGAAAAAAUACAAGCUUGAUUUUGAUGAGAUAUUUGAUCUUGCUCAGACAUUUUUCAAUGAGAAAGCUGAGAAGGCGUUCCACUUAAGUUUUGACGAUCGGAUUCAUCUUUCGGCCCUCAUAUGUAUUAAGAAGUACGGAAAGUACGAUCGAACAAAAACACCAGUACCUGGGCUUCUUGAUUUUAUAGGGCAGAGGAGAAAUGCUCGUUGGGAAACCUUAAGUGAUAUGAAGCCAAAAGAAGCUGAAGUAGAGUUCAUAAAUAGGAUUUGUCACCUAUGUCCAUUAUUCAUAUCAUAUUUGGAAGCCUAUUCACGCAGCAAAGGAAGUGUUGCUGAUCAUUUUUCAAAAGAAACCAACGUUUCUAGUCCGAAUGAACCUGCUGGUACCAUCGAUAAUGGUGAUCAAUCUUGUUUCAUUUUAAAAAAUGAAUCUGAAAUUCGAGCAGCUUUAAAUGCUCAAACUGAAAGUCAGUUCCAAUCUUAUGCAUCCCUUCAUUAUCCCACAGAUGCAGUUAAGAGAGCUGAACUUAUUGCACAGUUGCAAGAUCGGCAUUUUCACGAAUAUAUGGCAUACAUACAACGUCAAUAUCGCUUUAUUCAGCGAUCACAGGUUGAAUCUUCCUCUCAGACAACCGCUAUGUCGACAAUGAAUGAUUCAGUUGAAGAUUAUCCAGUCACUAAUGUAAAGUCAAUGGACGGUGUAAAUCGUUCAGAAACAGUCUCUUCCAAUGAGGAUUAUAUCAACGAUCAAUCUGUUCUCAACGGCACAGUGCAGUUAGAACCGUCUUUACAUUCCCCUGAGAUUCAAAAAGAAAACUCAGUACCCGCUGAUGUUUCUGUUAACAACCUGUCUUGUACAGAUACUUCAGAUCUGUCAACUCGUGAUUCAGAUAAGAAAUGCCUUGACACUGAUCCUUACCUAAAUGCAUCUUUGGUGGUACAUGCCCCUACAUUAUGGACUCGUGGGAAGUUAAAGAAUUUAAACAGUGUUUAACUGAAGAUGAAGAGUCUGUUAUUCGAAUAAACAGCGGUGAAGUUUAUUCAGUUCGUGUUCAAACACACCCAUCGGGCACGAGUAUAGUCUGGGAGUUCGCUACAGAUGACUACGACAUUGGAUUCGGUUUGUUUUUUGAAUGGGCGGGACCGCUUUCUGAUCCUGAAGCGAAACAAAACAAUCAUAUUGCAUCAGUCAAUGCCGAAGGUAAGUGUUGAAAGGGGUAACAUGAACAACACUAUCAAUAAACCUGUCGAUUGACUGAAUCUUAAUUAUUAACACUGUCUGUCUUCUUCAAAAUACCAUCAAAAGACAAAAUCAAUAUUCGUUAAUUCAUUAUUAAUUUAAAUAUCACUCAGGCCUACCCGGCAUAUAUAUGUGCAUGGAUUCAAGUUGUCACAUGUACGCAUCCUCAUCACAGUGGACCAAGACCCACUAUUUCACGAGUCGACUUGCCAUCCUUACCUAGCACUUUGUGUCUAACUCAAGUGUUGCUUACUCAGCAAUCCCAACGUAUACAAGUAAUGCUUCAAACUUGCAACCUACAGAUAUCCUUUAUUCUUAAUAGCUAUAUUUUAUAUCCGUAGAGCCGAACAAAGUGAACUGCUAAACAGUAAACUCGCCCUCUGGUUGGGAGACGACUAUCUCACCUACUCCAAAAGUGAUGUGAAUUUGUAAAAGCUGAGCUAUCUAAAUCCAUUCUGAAAUUUCAUCGGAUACCAAUCCUCCAGGGUCGAUGAGACUUCCAAGAUAAGUGUAGUGGUUGACGCACUGAACUACUUCACUUUCUGUCGGAUACAUGAAACAAUUAUGAAUUUAACGUUGGUAGUAAAGAUGCUCAUUGGUAAUUUGACUUGAGAAUUAUUCCAAAACCCUUCAAUUGUUUAGUCAUGUGAUUCGCUUAAACAGUAAAACGAUUUAGAUACAAGAAGAAACUGGAAUGAUGUUUUAAUUUUUUCCAGAUGGUCACUCAGUAGUAACCAAGGCAGAAAACCCGGAAAAGUCUAAUAUCUUAGUUGAUGAGAUCAUACCUAUUUCACGACAGAACUCUCAAAACGAAGUGUGCUGUGGAUCUCAUUUGUAUCCAGGUGCGGGGACAUAUGUUUUCAAAUUCGAUAACUCCUUCUCCUUAUGGAGGUCGAAAACCCUCUAUUAUCGCGUUUGCUACACAUACUAGAGUGUUCAUUCUUCAAGGUGGAAAGUCUAUGCAGUUUGUCAAAAAUUUGGCUGUGCACCAUAAUUUCCUAACUUUUUUCUGUACUUCUACUUUCUUUAUAAGUUCAAUAAAAAUGGUUCAAAGUGCCUUUUUAU